CCAUAUUUUUCUCUCUCUCAUAAAACCCUCAUUUCACUUUCUAGAAACUCCAAUCAAUCUCUCCCUUUUUUUCCUCUCUCUGAAACUUCUUCGCUAAGCUUUAAUGGCGGAAAUCGGAGAAACCAAAGCUCCUCAUCCCGAGGGAGGAGAAUCGUCGUUCAUGGAGAAGAUCGCUGAGAAGCUUCACUUCCAUGAAAGCCACGACCAGGAGAAGAAGCACGAUGAAGAGAAGAAGCAUGAGGAAGAGAAGAAGCAUGAUUCAUCGUCGUCUUCUUCAUCUUCUUCUUCCUCAGAUUCUGAAUCUGAGAAGCCUAAGAUGACGUCGUCUCCUUCUGCUCCGGUUCCUGCUCCUGCUGCUGCUUCUUCGUCUGUUGAAUCUAAGAUCCGCCGUCUUUUUGGCCGUGAGAAACCUGUUCACCAAGUUCUCGGUGGUGGAAAACCUGCUGAUGUGUUCUUGUGGAGGAACAAGAAGAUCUCAGCUACUGUAUUAGGAGCAGCUACUGCGAUUUGGAUUUUGUUUGAGCUGCUUGGAUACCACCUGCUCACUCUCGUUUGCCACCUCUUGAUUUUCUCCCUAUCAGUGUUGUUUCUAUGGGCCAAUGCUUCCAGCUUUAUCAACAAGUCGUCACCACCUCAAAUCCCCGAGGUUACACUCCCGGAGAACAUGAUAAUGGAAAUUGUUAGUGCUUUUGUGUCUGAGUUGAGACGAGGACUUAAACUGUUGCACGAUGUUGCUACUGGAAAAGAUGUGAAGCAGUUCCUUGCUGUCAUUGCAGGAUUGUGGAUAUUGUCAAUUGUUGGCAAGAGCUGCGAUUUCUUGACCCUAUUCUAUAUCAAUUUUGUAUUGUUGCAUACUAUCCCUGUUCUGUACGAGAAAUACGAGGACCAUGUUGAUGCAUUCGCCGAGAGAGCAAUGGGUGAGGCCAAGAAGCAUUAUGGUGUGGUGAAUGAGAGGUACAUUAGCAAGAUUCCAAUGGGACCUUUGAAGAACAAGAAGGCGGAUUAGAGAUAUUAAACAAGCCUUAUUCCACAAACAAGUGUUAGGUUUCCUAACUCUUGACUUAUCCAAAGGUCGUUGGUUGUGCUACUCUACCUUUGGCAUUUUCAUUUUGGCUAUUUGCAUUUGACUUUCGGUGCCUAAAAAGUGGUAUUGCUGGGUUUAGAUUGGAGUUGCCAGUUUUUGUAAGCUUUGUGGGCGUUGCUUUGUUCUUGUUUAUUGACAUUUAUGGCACAGUAGAGCUACCUAAUCUUGUUUAUUCGUGGACAUGGUUCUCUUGGCUUUGAUAGGUAAUAGUAUUUGCUAGAGUUUAGUUGUGAUGUAUCAGUCACAAUACAUUGAUCUGUUAUUACCCUUGUGCUAUGCUAAUUAUAUACAGUACAAUAUAUUUUGGUACCUGCUUAUUUUGA
Chenopodium quinoa (quinoa) is the source of this 1407-nucleotide messenger RNA. Its product is annotated as reticulon-like protein B4. Bases 104 to 1006 code for a protein of 300 amino acids. Lineage: Eukaryota; Viridiplantae; Streptophyta; Magnoliopsida; Caryophyllales; Amaranthaceae. The record is from RefSeq and is a predicted model, not a curated record. The transcript has 5 exons.